UCAUCAAACAGCUCUGACCGCAGACCGACUGAGCGGGGAGCGGAGGAGUGAACGUUGCUGAAAAUAUCGCUACAAAACGCUGGGAAAUUAUGCUUUUCUGUCGUGUUAUUCUGGUGGAAAUUUGGACUUGAACUACUAUGAUGAAAUAACGUCAAACGGAGCGUCACGUUCACGGGAGAAACUAAAGAAAGAAGAAAAAAGGUUGUGAUGUUGGUCUGAAUCUGAUGAUCUCACUCUGCUUCAGGACUACAUUUCCCAUGGAGCCGUGCACAGACACGCACACUUUUCUACCAUGGAGCCACCAGUCAGGGUUUUGGACCCAAAGAGCCAGUGAGACAGAAGACGACCUGAUAUUGUGAUAUCACCCUCCUGUGUGUCCCCUCCACCCCUGCUGUUCCUCUUCCAGCUGACCAUCCUUCUCACCGAGGCCUCGUGUGGCGGGCCCGAGCUCCUCCCCGACUCCCCCGCGCUCCCUCGACUCCCACUGUGGAUUAAAGAUUCUUAUCAGGACUCUGAGCAUCAGCUGACCAGGAGCUCCUGAUCACAAAGGACGGCCCAGUCUGGGCCCAGUUCCGGUCCAGUCUCAGUCCAGUCUCUGCUGCAGGAUGGCAGGUGUACCGUUCUGUUUGGCUGCGAUGGCCGCCGCUCUCCUGCUCACCCUCAGAGCUGACGCUGCAGGUCAGAACCCGGACCACGUGCUGCAGGGGACGGGGGUGAAACCCGAGGCUCGGCGGCCCGGUGAGGACUCGACCAUUGCGCCCGAGGACGCCGCCCGGUUCCUCAGCUGCUACUGCUCCGGACACUGUCCAGAGGACGCCACCAACAACACCUGCCAGACCAACGGUCAGUGUUUCGCCAUCAUCGAGGAGGAUGAGCACGGUGAGGCCAUCCUCACCUCCGGAUGCAUGAAGUAUGAAGGCUCACACUUCCAGUGCAAGGACUCUCCCAACGCUCAGACCAGGAGGACGAUCGAGUGCUGCAACACCGACUUCUGCAACAGAGACCUGCAGCCCACCCUCCCCCCUCAGCCUCCCGCAGAAGGAAGCCCCCACUGGCUGGCCUUCCUCAUCUCCAUGACGGUCUGCUGCUGCACUCUGAUCUGCGUCACCGUCGUCUGUUACUACAGGUAUAAGUGGCAGAGUGAGCGUCAGCGGUAUCACAAGGAUCUGGAGCAGGAGGUCUUCAUCCCUGCUGGAGAGUCUCUCAAAGACCUCAUUCACCAAUCACAGAGCUCCGGCAGCGGCUCCGGGCUCCCCCUGCUGGUGCAGCGGACGAUCGCCAAGCAGAUCCAGAUGGUCCGUCAGAUCGGUAAGGGGAGGUACGGCGAGGUGUGGCUGGGCCGCUGGAGGGGAGAGAAGGUGGCCGUCAAAGUCUUCUUCACCCGCGAGGAAGCCAGCUGGUUCAGAGAGACGGAGAUCUACCAGACGGUCCUGAUGAGACACGAAAACAUCCUCGGCUUCAUCGCGGCCGACAUCAAAGGCACCGGCGCCUUCACGCAGCUCUUCCUCAUCACCGACUACCACGAGAACGGCUCUCUGUACGACUACCUCAAGCUGACCACGCUGGACACGCAGACUCUGCUGCGGCUGGCGUACUCCGCCGCCUGCGGCCUCUGCCACCUGCACACGGAGAUCUACGGCACGCAGGGCAAGCCGGCCAUCGCCCACCGAGACCUGAAGAGCAAGAACAUCCUGAUCAAGAAGAACGGCACCUGCUGCAUCGCCGACCUCGGCCUCGCCGUCAAGUUCAACAGUGACACUAACGAGGUGGACGUCCCUCUGAGCACACGGGUGGGGACGAGGCGCUACAUGGCCCCCGAGGUCCUGGACGAGAGCCUCAACAAGAACCACUUCCAGGCCUACAUCAUGGCCGACAUGUACAGCUACGGCCUCGUCAUCUGGGAGAUGGCGAGACGCUGCGUCACCGGAGGUAUCGUGGAGGACUACCAGCUGCCGUACUACGAGAUGGUGCCCUCCGACCCGUCUUACGAGGACAUGCUGGAGGUGGUUUGUGUCAAAGGACUGAGACCGACCGUGUCCAACCGCUGGAACAGUGACGAGUGUCUCCGGGCGAUGCUGAAGCUGAUGUCAGAGUGCUGGGCUCAUAACCCCGCCUCCCGCCUCACCAUCCUCAGAGUGAAGAAGACGCUCGCCAAGAUGGUGGAGUCCCAGGACAUCAAGAUCUGACGCCUCCCUCUUCCUCCAUCUUCAGUCGCUCCAGAAACAACUGUGGACUCCUUCCUCCACCUCCUCCUCCUCCUCCAGCUCUUCCUCCCACCUGAACCCACUCAACCAGAUUGGACCGGAUCAGGCUCCUUCUUCACCAGGAGGAGGAAGAGGAGGAGGAGGUGGUAAAUAAUAAAGGACCCGAUCAGGGCUGAACUGCGCAUCUCCUCCUCCUCCUCCUCCUCCUCUAUCUUCAGUCGCUUUGGAAACGAACUUGGGAGUCUUUGGUCCUCCUCCUCCUCCUCUUCUUCAUCCCACCUGAACCCACUCAACCGGAUCAGACCAAAUCAGUUUGUCAUGAGGAGGAAGAGGAGGAGAAGUUGGGAGAUACUAAAGGACCUGUUUGAGGACAGAACUUCGCACCUCCUCCUCCUCCUCCUCCUCCUCCAUCUUUAGUCUGUCUGGAAACACACAAACGGUCCCUCCGCCUCCUCCUCCCUAAUCUUUGGUUCCGGAAACAAAUGUGGACUCCCUCCUCCUCCUCCUCCUCCUCCUGCUGCUCCUCCUCCUCCAUCUUCAGUCACUUUGGAAACGAACACAGACUCCUUCCUCGACCUCCUCCUCCCCCAUCUUCAGUCAGUCUUGAAACAAACGUGGAGUCCUUCCUCCUCCUGUUGCUCCUCCUCCUCCUCCAUCUUCAGUCUUUCUGAACAAAUGUGGAGUCGCUCCUCCUCCUCCUCCUCUGUCUGUGCUGAGUGGCUCGUCGGGAGCGAGACAGCCGGGUUUGACGCUUUCUGUGAAAGCCAAACGAGACAAUAAAGACAUUUUUAAUGACGGUGGCGAGAGGAGGCGGGGCGGGGAGGAGCUGCUGGCGCUCGUCGUGAACGAACACGGGAGCCGCGGCGUCACCUUCCUCCACUUCUGCCUGUUUCAAAAACGCUUAAAAAAUGCCAAUUUUUUGUUUUGUUUUUGUUCAUUUCUCUUCAGGACUGAGUUCUCCUGCCAUAUUGAAAUAUAUCUCCACUCUAAAAAGUAGAGUUAAUUAUAAAAAGGUACUAUUAUAAUAUGUGAAUUUAAACGUGUAAAUAAAUGUUAUCGUUAGAUGCCGUGCCUACUCAUGAGAGGAUUAUUAAAUAAACCAGAACACUGUGCUGCAGUGGUGUUGACGUCCAGCCGACUCCUCAGAGACGAUAACGGGAGUCACCACGGAGACGUCUACCGUCCUGUCUGUCUGUCUGUCCACAUCCUGUCUGUGUGUCCUUAUCUUGUCCGUCUGUCUGUCUGUCUGUCUGUCAUGAGAUGAUCGGUUAUAAAGAGGCGGAGCUGCUCUGGUGGCACAAAGAAAUCUGAUUGGUUGAGCUAAACCUCAGUGGGCGGAGCAAAACGACUCGAGUGUCGGUUCUAAUCAAGACUUGCAGAUCUGAUCACAAAAAAUAACAAAUCAAUCAUGUUUUAUAUCGCGUUUCUCUGUGGGCCGACGUAGAAGUCGUCCUGCGUCCCUCGACAAAUAACCUACGGGAUUUUUCCGUUGGAUUUUGGAUUAUUGCAGAAAAUAAGAUCUGUGACAAAAGAGAAGUUUAUGAUACAGGUGUAGUUCAGUAAGAUAAUCUUCACGUUUGAACAUCACUGUGACUUUUUAAAUCUUAAAUAUAGUCGGCAGAAGUAAAAAGCGCCGACAUUCGGCUACAUUAUUCUACAAACCCGUAAAAUAACAGAUGAUGUUCUGUUUUUCCAGUUUCCGGCUGUGAUAAAUGGUGUCAUUUCUUGUGAUUUUUUUUUUCAAAGAAA
Messenger RNA from Plectropomus leopardus (leopard coralgrouper), 3953 nucleotides. It is a transcript of the gene bmpr1aa, whose product is annotated as bone morphogenetic protein receptor type 1Aa. Gene Ontology annotation, molecular function: transmembrane receptor protein serine/threonine kinase activity; ATP binding. Gene Ontology annotation, cellular component: signaling receptor complex; plasma membrane. Gene Ontology annotation, biological process: protein phosphorylation; cellular response to growth factor stimulus; cell surface receptor protein serine/threonine kinase signaling pathway. NCBI's taxonomy places the organism in Eukaryota, Metazoa, Chordata, Actinopteri, Perciformes, Serranidae. The record is from RefSeq and is a predicted model, not a curated record.